UUUGCCAUAACUACCUCAUCAACAUAGAAUCAUACACAUAUACUAAACUGAACGAAGUUGUCUAAGAAGAGAAGAACAAUGGCUGCUGGCAUGGGCUUCCGCAGUCACAAAUCUUUGUUAACAAUUCUUUUCGGUUUUCUUGGAUUGUUCUCCUUUACAGUUGAAGCAGCCACAAAAAAAUACCAAUUUGAUAUUCAAGUAAAGAAUGUGAGUAGAUUAUGUCAUGCAAAACCCAUUGUAACAGUAAAUGGGAGGUUUCCAGGGCCAACAAUUUAUGUUAGAGAAGGAGACAGAGUACUAGUCAACGUAACCAACCAUGCAAAAUAUAACAUGACAAUUCACUGGCAUGGAAUUAAACAAUAUCGCAAUGGUUGGGCAGAUGGACCAGCUUACAUUACACAAUGUCCAAUCCAGACUGGUAAUAGCUACACUUAUGACUUCAACGUCACAGGGCAAAGAGGAACUUUGUGGUGGCAUGCUCAUAUUUUUUGGUUGAGAGCAACUGUGUAUGGUGCAAUUGUUAUCAUGCCUAAACCUGGGACCCCAUUUCCGUUCCCACAGCCAGCCAGAGAAUUUGAAAUUCUGCUAGGAGAAUGGUGGCACAAAGACGUGGAAGAGAUUGAAACGCAAGGGAAUCAAAUGGGGUUGCCACCAAAUAUGUCAGAUGCACAUACAAUCAAUGGGAAGCCAGGACCACUCUUUCCUUGCUCAGAGAAACAUACAUUUGCAAUGGAGGUUGAACAAGGGAAGACUUACCUACUUAGAAUCAUCAAUGCUGCCCUCGAUGACGAGCUUUUCUUUGCCAUUGGUGGUCACAACUUGACAGUAGUGGAGGUUGAUGCAGUUUACACAAAACCAUUCACCACUCAAACCAUUCUAAUUGCACCUGGUCAAACCACAAAUGUUCUAGUCAAGGCCAACCAAGUAGCAGGAAGAUACUUCAUGGCUACAAGGACCUUUAUGGAUGCACCAAUACCAGUUGAUAGCAAAGCCGCAACAGCUAUAUUCCAAUACAAAGGCAUUCCAAACACUGUCCUUCCUUCUCUUCCUUCUCUUCCUGCUGCCAAUGACACACGUUUUGCUUUGAGUUACAACAAGAAAUUAAGAAGCCUAAACACUCCUCAGUACCCUGCUAAUGUUCCACUCAAAGUUGAUCGAAACCUCUUUUACACCAUCGGUUUGGCCAAGAAUUCUUGCCCCACAUGCGUCAAUGGAACUCGGCUACUUGCUUCCUUAAACAAUGUCUCUUUUGUGAUGCCUCAAACCGCGCUUCUCCAAGCUCACUACUUCAAUAUCAAGGGGGUUUACAGAACUGAUUUUCCUGAUAAGCCUCUAACUGCUUUUAACUAUACAGGUGCACCAUUAACGGCUAAUCUUGGUACUUCAGUUGGCACAAGAAUUAGCAAGGUUCCCUUUAAUUCUACAGUGGAGCUAGUUUUGCAAGACACCAACCUCCUCACUGUUGAGUCGCAUCCUUUCCAUCUUCAUGGCUAUAACUUCUUUGUUGUUGGAACUGGAAUUGGUAAUUUUGAUCCUGCAAAAGACCCUGCUAAGUACAACUUGGUAGAUCCUAUUGAGAGGAACACUAUUGGGGUUCCCACCGGUGGUUGGACCGCCAUUCGUUUCAGGGCUGAUAAUCCAGGUGUUUGGUUCAUGCAUUGUCAUUUGGAGCUACACACAGGUUGGGGAUUGAAAACGGCGUUUCUUGUGGAAGAUGGUCCAGGACAAGAUCAAUCUGUUGUGCCUCCACCGAAGGACCUUCCAGCAUGCUAGACAUGAAUGAAUUUGUUAACAACCUUGGAUUGUGUUAUAUGGAAUUAACGGUGUUUUAUUCAACAUUUAUUGUCUGUUAAUACUUCCUGCUAAAGAUGCAGAGAGUUUCAAUUAAGAGUUAACAAAUGUAAGCAAAGUUUGGACCAUGUACAAAAUUUAUUGACCUGAUACAUAAAACUUUCAUUGAUCAUACA
Glycine soja is the source of this 1967-nucleotide messenger RNA. Its product is annotated as laccase-11-like. The record is from RefSeq and is a predicted model, not a curated record. Gene Ontology annotation, cellular component: apoplast. Gene Ontology annotation, molecular function: copper ion binding; hydroquinone:oxygen oxidoreductase activity. The coding region runs from base 79 to 1773 and encodes 564 amino acids. The transcript has 6 exons. NCBI's taxonomy places the organism in Eukaryota, Viridiplantae, Streptophyta, Magnoliopsida, Fabales, Fabaceae. Gene Ontology annotation, biological process: lignin catabolic process.